AUGUUUCGGAUCCGUCGAAUUCCUGUAGGAUCUGAUAAAAUUCUGUAUUGGAUCCGAAAAUCGGCAACGAUCAAAACAAAGUUAGAAGAUCUUGGCAUGGACGAAGAAGAAGAUGUAAUUCCUUUACCAAAUGUUAAUUCGGCGAUUUUGAAAAAAGUAAAUCUCUUUUGUCUUGAUAAAAUGAAUGAUCUUCUAUUGGAAUCAAAGGUUAUUCAAUGGGCAACUCAUCAUAAAGAUGAUCCACCUCCACCAGAAGAUGAUGAAAAUCGCGAGAAGAACACGAGUGACAUUUCAUCUUGGGAUCAAGAUUUUCUCAAAGUUGAUCAAGGAACACUUUUCGAACUUAUUCUCGUGUGUAGUUUUCGAUUUGUUUGUCUUUCCUAUUCUUCUCUCUUCUUUCCACAGGCUGCAAAUUAUUUGGAUAUCAAAGGUUUACUCGAUGUUACAUGUAAAACAGUAGCCAAUAUGAUCAAAGGCAAAGCAUCCGAAGAAAUUCGACGUACCUUCAAUAUUAAAAAUGAUUUUACUCUUCAAGAGGAAGAACAAAUCAAAAAAGAGAAUGAAUGGUGCGAACAGAAAUAA
This is a messenger RNA of Adineta ricciae, 582 nucleotides long. Lineage: Eukaryota; Metazoa; Rotifera; Eurotatoria; Adinetida; Adinetidae. The record is from the annotation of a GenBank genome assembly.